Molecule: messenger RNA, 1041 nt
Organism: Physella acuta
Lineage: Eukaryota; Metazoa; Mollusca; Gastropoda; Physidae
Product: basic proline-rich protein-like
Source: RefSeq, a predicted model, not a curated record
AUGGGUGUUAAAAGCUCAUUAACAAGAGAACCCACCAACGAGAAAUACUUUAAAAAGAAGAUACCUCAACGAGAAGACCCGUCACCGAGAGGACCCGUCACCGAGAGGACCCGUCACCGAGAGGACCCGUCACCGAGAGGACCCGUCACCGAGAGGACCCGUCACCGAGAGGACCCGUCACCGAGAGGACCCGUCACCGAGAGGACCCGUCACCGAGAGGACCCGUCACCGAGAGGACCCGUCACCGAGAGGACCCGUCACCGAGAGGACCCGUCACCGAGAGGACCCGUCACCGAGAGGACCCGUCACCGAGAGGACCCGUCACCGAGAGGACCCGUCAACGAGAGGACCCGUCAACGAGAGGACCCGUCAACGAGAGGACCCGUCAACGAGAGGACCCGUCAACGAGAGGACCCGUCACCGAGAGGACCCGUCAACGAGAGGACCCGUCACCGAGAGGACCCGUCAACGAGAGGACCCGUCAACGAGAGGACCCGUCAACGAGAGGACCCGUCAACGAGAGGACCCGUCAACGAGAGGACCCGUCAACGAGAGGACCCGUCAACGAGAGGACCCGUCAACGAGAGGACCCGUCAUCGAGAGGACACCGAAUCGAUGAUCAGUCACGAUAACCCAGGAGCCAACAGCCCAGGACCCAACAGCCCAGGAGCCAACAGCCCAGGACCCAACAGCCCAGGACCCAACAGCCCAGGAGCCAACAGCCCAGGAGCCAACAGCCUAGGACCCAACAGCCCAGGAGCCAACAGCCCAGGACCCAACAGCCCAGGAGCCAACAGCCCAGGACCCAACAGCCCAGGAGCCAACAGCCCAGGACCCAACAGCCCAGGAGCCAACAGCCCAGGACCCAACAGCCCAGGACCCAAAAGCCCAGGACCCAACAGCCCAGGAGCCAACAGCCCAGGAGCCAACAGCCUAGGACCCAACAGCCCAGGAGCCAACAGCCCAGGACCCAACAGCCCAGGAGCCAACAGCCCAGGACCCAACAGCCCAGGACCCAACAGCCCAGGAGAAUACAAUUAG